Boleophthalmus pectinirostris (great blue-spotted mudskipper) is the source of this 2794-nucleotide messenger RNA. Its product is annotated as FA complementation group A. Gene Ontology annotation, biological process: interstrand cross-link repair. Lineage: Eukaryota; Metazoa; Chordata; Actinopteri; Gobiiformes; Gobiidae. Gene Ontology annotation, cellular component: Fanconi anaemia nuclear complex. The record is from RefSeq and is a predicted model, not a curated record. The coding region runs from base 1 to 2493 and encodes 830 amino acids. The transcript has 22 exons.
AUGAACUGCAGGCCGAUAAAUAUAGUGGAAGACGAAGGGUUAUCAGAGGUGUUGCAAACUGCGUCCAAUGACCCGUCAUACAAGCCACCGUGCAGGACUACAGUGACCACCAAAAUCAGCAAGAUGUACGACAGCGAAAAGAAAAAUAAACUUGAGAUUUUGGUGGAGGAUUCGCCCAACUGUGUUGCUAUAACCGGAGAUCACUGGACCUCAGUUGGCAACCACAGCUAUUUGGGGGUGACCGGUGUUCCGGAUUUUUCAGAUCCUCCCGAGCGUCCAGUGGAGGUCCUCGGGGCUCAGCUGGACUCCAUCAGAGAGGCUCUGACCGGGGACCAAAGAGAGUUGUCAGCGCUGAUGUCGCGGAUGUCCCACACUCUGAGCGUCCUGUGUCCUCCUCAGACUCACACUGAUGUGAUCAGACUGCCCACGGACCUGCCCACGGACCUGCCCCCUCACCUGCACGGACAGGUGGUCAACAUGAUUCUGAGGAGUUUCUGUGACGUCUCUGGGUGCUGCUCAUGUUUUGGGGCUGGCCGUCUUCGUGGUGCAUCUCCACUCCUGCUCCAGACACUGCCCCCUGGUGGAGCUACAGCCGUCUGCGCCCGGCCCCGUGUGUGUGAGCGAGGCAGUGUGCUCCGGGCUCCGCUGCGACACACACACACACACAUGCUGUUCAGCCUCAGGUUUUGUCUGGUGGCUGUGAGUUUCGCCGUCUGCAGACGAGACGCAGAUCCACACCAGCUCAUUCCCUCCACUCUGUACAAGAAGCUUUUGUAUCUUGUGCCACGGUUGUUGCCUCGUGCCCGGAUGCCCGUCUGUGAUGAGGCCAUGGAUGAAGUCCCCAGAGCCACGGAGGAGGGAGGGUCCUGGAGAAGAGCCACGGAGGAGGGAGGGUCCUGGAGAAGAGCCACGGAGGAGGGAGGGUCCUGGAGAAGAGCCACAGAGGAGGGAGGGUCCUGGAGAAGCUCUGCCCUGAGUCUGUGGAGGGACCCGGCCUUUAGGUCCCUUCAGCUCAACACACAGUUUCAGCUGACGUUUUCAGAGUGGUUUCAUAAUGAGCUCCAGGUUUGCAGAGGUGAAGACGCCCUGUCUGACCCUGAGCGGCGGGAGUAUCAUGAGUGGGUCUUCAUGGAGCUGUUCCUGCCCCGGCCGGAGUCUGAUGGCGGCUUUGGGGGAGACGUGGAGACGCUCUGCUGCCGACUCAUCACCGCCGUCCUGGAUCAUGAGGUGAAUGAUGGUGCACAUCACAGAGGAGCACAGUCUGUUCUUCCAGACGUCCUCUCCAGGUUACAGACGUGUGUGUAUGAUCUUUGGCUCUCUGGACGCUCUGGCCGAGCUCAGAUGGGACGCGUCUGUCUGGAGCUUCUGUCCCACAGAUUCUCCUCGGUCCCAUCGGCUCGUCUGAGCGCAGAGCUCGUCCUGCGGCGCACGCUUCACUCCUGGAACAGAGUCCUGUUGGCCCUGCCGUCCUCACUGCUCCUGUCGACAGGAGACUGUCAGGUCCUCAUAGAUCACAUAAACCAGCACCAGAGGACGGUGUGUUCUCCUGAGAACGUGCUGCCGUGUCACAUCAGCACACACAUCAUGAAGGGUUUGUUGUGUUCCAUCUCUGAUCUUUCGGAGGACGACAGGUCUCUCUGGUUGGACUCGUCCUGGUCUCAGAUCGUCUCUCGUUGUCCUCUGCUCCUCGUCUCGUUUAUGUUCUGGUGGGAUCACAUGUGUGUGACCCUGUCCUCCAUGUGGGGGCGCUGCCCUCAGUUUGCCUCACUGUCCCAGUGCCACCGGUGGGCACAGAGGGCGGUGUGUGGGCAGGUCGACCCCGCCCCCUCGGCGCCCCCCCUGCAGCUGGCGGCGUGUCUGUACCGGGCGCUACACGACCGUGGAGGCCGCGGUGACGCCUUCGUCUCGGCGCUGAGGCGGGAGCAGCAGACGGAGGUUCUGGUUUUCCUCCUGUCUCUGUGUGUGAACCUCCAUCUGACGAGUCUCCUGCAUCCAGAGACCAAACGUGCACACACAGAUGAGACGUGCACGGCUCUGCUCUCUGAGCUGAUCGACUCCCCUGAUUGGCUGAGUGUCUUUAAAUCUGCAGAGCGCGGAGUUUUUGACACUGUGGCUCUGCUGGUGUCGGACGACCUGAACCGACUCAGGCCCUGGGCUUUUUACAGCGUGUUGUGUGAGCAGACCUCAGAUCUGUGGCUCAGAGCGCAGCGAUGUCCCGGCUUCAUCCACACAGCGGUGCUCUGUUACACCGACCUCCUGCGCCUCUUCAUCGACGGACGCGCCACUCCACAGACCGGACAGGUGGAACCUUCAGUCUUGGUCCAAAGUAAGAAGCUGCUGCUGAGAUGUUUAUCACAGAUGACAGGUUCAGCCCUGUCGUCCUCCCAGCGACAACAGCUGCAGGACCUUUGUGCCGAUCUGGACCCUGAAGUCACGGCCGCCCUCCGUUACCAUGACAACCUGAGCCUAAGCCCUGAAAUGGACUUCCUCUGAACUCAAACAAGACCAAAGACUGAAGUUAAAAACUUUUAUUUACAGCACAAAUAUCUGUUACAAAUUAAAUAUAAAUAACUUAAUAAAAUAAGUCUCAGUUCUGGCUGAAGACGUCAGUGUAAAUAUUAUUCUCUUUAACAUUCAGGUAAAAAAAUGCAUAGUUCAGUGGAGUCAGUAACAAGCUGCGGCUGUUCAACGUUUGUGUUCUGUGUGUCCAGAUAAACACGAGGCGUCUGAUGCAGUCGUCAGAGAAACUCUGUAAAAUUGUGAAUAAAAUGAAUAAAAAUAUUUGUCCUCAGGG